AUGGGAAGAGGAAUCGACCCGAAUUACGGGGACGCGGUCUACCGGCCUGAAAUGAUGACUUCUACACCCGACACUUACGGAUCUACAACUAUUCCAGUCACAGAUCCGAGCUUCAGUACGAAAGAGUAUGAAGUAGAGGAAAUGCACCCAUCACCUCCCAAAGAGAAGGGGAAGGGGAAGACGAAAGCGAAGGGGAGGGCCGCGGAGCCGUCGGCGCCUGCUCCGAAGGGUAGGAAGUCGCGAACACAUUAUAUGGCAACUGAGACGCUUGCUCUGGCGAGUUUUUGGGUAGAUAUCGACGAGGAUCUGGUUGUAGGUAACAACGAACGAAAGAUUGGUUUCUGGACCCGCAUCGCGCAACGAUACAAUCAGGAUGGAGUGAAGCAUGAUGGGGCACCAACUCACAAGGCGCCGGAGCUUCGCAAGAAUUUCGAGCGUGUCAUGUUCCACAUAGGUAAGUUUCAUGGCAUAUACGAGAACAAUUGCCGAAUGAUGUCGAGCGGUAUGGGAUACGACGACGUGCGAGAUUUGUCGCAAGCCCAAUUAACGAGAACCGUCAGCAGCGUCGGGUUCCACCACUGUGAAGCCUACAUGAAACUGAAGGAUCAAUCCAAAUUUAGGGCGGUAAUUGAGGCGGCAUUGGCGCUAGGCUCGAGGAGGACGAGGCUCAUCGAAUCCCAGAGUUUGAGCAGUGGCGGCCCGGAGUCAACCGACUUCACUGAGUCGGUUGAGGUAGUUCAACUAACUGCUCGGCGCCCAAUGGGAGUGAAAACAGCGAAGGCAGCGGCGAAGGGCAAGUCUCAGGCGAGUGCCUCCCAGUCGACUGAUGGGGACGCAGUGAUGUAA
This is a messenger RNA of Salvia hispanica, 846 nucleotides long. Lineage: Eukaryota; Viridiplantae; Streptophyta; Magnoliopsida; Lamiales; Lamiaceae. The record is from RefSeq and is a predicted model, not a curated record.